AUGAGGCCCUGGCAAGAAAGGGCACUGAAGCGGGGGCGAACGCCCCUGCCAGAAAGCCCUGGCCAGAGGCCAUGGCUCCUCCAAGAAGUCUCUGAGCGUUACUCUGUAGAUCGUGAGAUUUCAGGUGCUGCUCAACAACCCGAUCAGGCCGACGUUCCUGUAUCAAACCCGGCCCCAGCAAAUGAGAGUAGAGACUUGUCAUACCGAUUCUGGGAGGAGUCUGAAUUGCGUCGCUUGAUAGAAAUGAGAUCUGGCGGGGCACAAUGGAGCGCCAUUGCGCAAGCUUUUCCUCAGCGCACUUUAGAGGCGCUCAAACAAACCUACCAUAAGCGUCGACAUGCGAUGGAACAAAAGAUCGAGGAUGAGAAAGUCGGUGACAAAGCGGCAGAGAAGUAG
Fusarium redolens is the source of this 396-nucleotide messenger RNA. RefSeq lists its product as uncharacterized. NCBI's taxonomy places the organism in Eukaryota, Fungi, Ascomycota, Sordariomycetes, Hypocreales, Nectriaceae. The transcript is spliced from 3 exons. The record is from RefSeq and is a predicted model, not a curated record. Bases 1 to 396 code for a protein of 131 amino acids.